AUGGAAGGACAUGCUUUCCCCGACCAGGAGCAGCUCUUGCUGUUUCUCAGGAGGCUCAAGGAGGUUUUCGAUGUGUGUGACGAGGAUGCUGACGGAUUCAUCCGGGUGGAGCACUUGGUGGACCUCGGUCUUCAGUUCGGUCAAGGAGACGAGGUGAAGAAGUUGACUAGGUACCUGGAUCCUAACGCUCAUGGGAAGAUCAACUUCAAAGACUUUUGCCAUGGAGUGUUUGCUAUCAAAGGUUGUGAGGAGAUACUGAAGAUGGCUGUGGGUCCUCGCAGUCGUACCUCCAGUCAGCCAGCUGUUACGGACAAUGGUUACAUUUACCAGAACGGUGAGGCAAAACUGGGUCCUCCCAUUAUCAUGUGUACGCGGUCCUACCCAGAAUGCAGUGUGUACGGUGAAGGCAAUGGCGCUGACGGGGAGUGUGACAUGGACAGCAGCACCGAAAAUGCCAACAGCUCCGACUGCCUGGACCCAACACAGCCAGACCGCCACCUGAUUGGCUCAGCGUCCGCGUCCGUCAUCUCCGGGGAGGAGCAGUUCGAAGACUACGGCGAAGGGGAGGACGUGGAUUUCACUCCUAGCAGCCCCUGUCCUGAAGAUGACACCCGAACAAAUGGCUUCUCAGACCUGGGGUCCUCCCUUCCCUCCAGUGCGGGGCAGACUCCUCAGAAGAUGCGGCAGCUGUAUAACAGUGAGCUGCUGGACAUCUACUGUUCUCAGUGCUGCAAGAAAGUCAAUCUGCUCAAUGACCUGGAGGCACGCCUUCGAAACCUCAAGGCUAACAGCCCUAAUAGAAAGAUUUCCAGCACAGCAUUUGGACGUCAGCUGUUCCAGGCCAACCACAGCGUGUUUGGGUCCAGUCAGGGCAGCAGCACAGAAGAUCUGUUCACAGACAGCAUCGACUCCUGCGACCUUGACAUCACAGAGAAGGUCAGUUAUCUGGAGAAGAAGGUGACAGAGUUGGAAAGCGACAGCCUGGCCAACGGUGACCUCAAGUCUAAACUCAAACAGGAGAACACACAACUGGUCCACAGGGUCCAUGAGCUGGAGGAGCAGGUGAAGGAUGCAGAGACGAGGGCUUAUCAGAGCCUGGAGGAGGAGACGAAGAGGCACCGGGAGGCUUACACCAAGAUGGAGAGGGACAGAAACUCGGAGAUAGAUCUGCUGUGUUUCAAGGUGCAGCAGUUGGAAGAAGAGAAUGGAGAGAUGAAGUUAAACGUGUGCAGACUCAAGUCUCAGACAGAGAAACUGGACCAGGAGAAACAGAGGAUGACGGACAAGCUGGAGGACACUAGUCUGAGACUGAAUGAUGAGAUGGACCUGUACAGGAAGAUCAUGGACAAGCUCUGGCACAACCGCCACGAGUUCCAGAAAGAAAAAGAGGCCAUGCAGGAGCUGAUCGAUGAUCUCCGCCGGGAGCUGGACUACCUGCAGAUGUUUAAGCUGGAGAUGGAGCAUCCUGGGAAAGGAAAGGGUCUGUCUGAGUACAACGUCAAGACCAGGGAGAUCGAAAUGGAACACGAAGUGAAGAGACUGAAACAGGAGAACCACAAGCUGCGGGAUCAGAACGACGACCUGAACGCUCAGAUCCUCAGUCUGAGUCUCUACGAAGCUAAGAACCUGUUCGCCUGCCACACCAAGGCCCAGUGCCUGGCAGCCGAGAUCGACAACGCAUCCAGGGAUGAGCUGGUCGACGCUUUAAAGGAGCAGGAGGAGAUCAACCUGCGUCUGAGGCAGUACAUGGACAAAAUCAUUCUGGCCAUUCUGGACCACAACCCCUCCAUCCUGGAGAUCAAGAAUUAA
Molecule: messenger RNA, 1809 nt
Organism: Scomber japonicus (chub mackerel)
Lineage: Eukaryota; Metazoa; Chordata; Actinopteri; Scombriformes; Scombridae
Gene: rab11fip4a
Product: RAB11 family interacting protein 4 (class II) a
Exons: 15
Coding region: 1-1809 (602 amino acids)
Biological process (GO): regulation of cytokinesis; endocytic recycling
Cellular component (GO): midbody; endocytic vesicle; cleavage furrow
Molecular function (GO): calcium ion binding
Source: RefSeq, a predicted model, not a curated record